AUGCCUGUUAUCGUACGUGAUAUUAAUUGGGAAGAAACAGAUGCAAAUUUAGUUUUACACAUUCCAAUGAAAGGUGCAAAAGCAAAUAAACUAGAUGUUUCAUUUCCACCAUUUUUCUAUGAAGUUUUUCUUUAUGAUCUUAUUGAUGACGAUAAAAGUAAAAUAAUAGUACAAAAUGGUUUUGUUGAAGUUACAUUAACAAAACAAAUACCUAGAAAAUGGAAUCAACUUGCACAUGUUCAAUCAGAUGAUAAAGAACUAAUGAAAAAUCUUCGAGAAGAAGCAUUAAAUCAAAUUGCUCUUAAACAAAAACAACGUAUUGAAGCAAAUUCAUCAUUAUUAAAUACAAAUAAACGUGAAGCAGUUCGAGAACAAAUGAAGCUUGAUGAAGUUGAACGUAGUCGAAUUGAUAUGAUUAAAAAAAAUGAACGUGAUAAAGCUAGUGAAGAAAUGAAACAGUUUGAAGAAAAUCAAAAAAUUCAACGACAGUUAGCAAUCCAUAAUCAUAUUAAAUCAAAUGAAACUCAAUCACAUGAAACAAUCCAAGAGAACGAAAAGAAAAAACCAAUUUUUGAAGAAAAUACUUCAACAAAUUCAUUACCCGAAUCAAAGGUCAAUGCACCACUUAGAGAAACAGGUCGUAUUGCUGUCAAUUUUACAUCACGUGUUUUUCCUACACCACUUCGUGAAUCUCAAACAGACAUUGAAGAACAGUGGUUGAGACAACAAAUGGAAAGUCGUCAAGCUAGUACAGAUCUUCAACUUGAUCUAUCUGAUAAUGAAAAAGAUAUUGAUUAUCUAAAGUCAAAAGCGAAUCAAUUUUUUCAACAAGGUAAUUUUCAAUCAGCUAUUGGCGUUUAUAAUCAUGCUAUUCGAGUUUUUCCUAAAAUGGCCAUAUUAUAUUUGAAUCGUGGUGCAUGCCAUUUUCAAGUACGAAAUAUGAUGAAAUGUGUAGAAGAUUGUUCUCGAGCACUCGAACUACUUGAUCCACCUGUACUAGAUAAUUUGAUACAACGUAUAAAAGCACAUGUUCGUCGUGGUACUGCUUUUUGUGAAUUAGAACUUUAUGCUGAAGGACUUCUCGAUUAUGAAGCGGCUCUGAAAUUAUCGCCUGAUGAUGAAAAAAUCAAAGAAGAUGCUCAACGUAUUCGAAACUUUCUUGAAAGGAAUCAAGAUUUUUCCUAG
Molecule: messenger RNA, 1185 nt
Organism: Rotaria sp. Silwood1
Lineage: Eukaryota; Metazoa; Rotifera; Eurotatoria; Philodinida; Philodinidae
Source: the annotation of a GenBank genome assembly